Molecule: messenger RNA, 1188 nt
Organism: Eruca vesicaria subsp. sativa (arugula)
Lineage: Eukaryota; Viridiplantae; Streptophyta; Magnoliopsida; Brassicales; Brassicaceae
Source: the annotation of a GenBank genome assembly
AUGUCUGACGUGGUGAUGAAGGAAGAAGGCAGUGACACCUUGAGUGAUAAGUAUUUUGCAAAAAAAAAAUCGGUGGAUAUUAUAUAUUAUUUGAAGGAACUCGAGGUUGUUCUACCACGGUACCAGCCGUUUAAUGGAUAUACAUCACCCUUUGACUUCAUUAUAAAGCCGUACAAAGAGUAUGGAUCAUCAAAUUAUGCUCAAGCUUGUGAGCCUCCUCCUCCCCAAGAAGAACUACUUCCCAUUAAGGAGGCCGAAACAGAGCUUGAAAACUUGCACCUUCAGGAGAUCGAACCAUUACACCUUCAGGAUAUCGAAAACUUUCACCUUCAGGAGAUUCAAAUGACAUCACCAUCAUUUUUACCACUGGAUUCAAUGACAUCACCAUCAUUUAAUGCGAACUCUCCACCAGACUACUCCAUUUAUCAUCACUUCGGCGCUCCUUGUCAAGUCACUUAUACUCCUGGUCCUCCCGGUCGUGUCUUGUUCUUACCCUACGAGCAACUUAAGGAUGCUUUGCAUGCGGAGCCACUGCUCUGCGCUAAAAUCGGAAUUCAUUGCUACAAUCUCGAAAAUGGAACUUACUUUAAACGUUUGGGUGGGAGUGUGCCUGAAGUAGCUGAGCACACCGGAGUGUUGACAUUACAGGCAUUUGAUCUAGUAAGAAAUUGCUCACGCAAGUUUGAAACAAAAGUUUGGUAUGCCAUUGGGAAGAAAGACUGCUUCCAUGUUAUUACAUCCCGCUGCAGAACCUUGCCCCCACCUCCAGAGGAGGAGGAGGAAAAGGAAGAAAGUGGAUUUGACACACUUUCCGUGGAUGAACUAUUCAAAGGCAACAUGCCAGAUUGGUUGCCUGGUGACAAUAAGCUGCACUACUACGAGAUGAAAGAAUCAGAGGUGAAACAAGCCAAAGAAUGGCUUUAUCUUUAUGCUGAACUAGCCUGGUACACCAAGGAGCACACGGACCCGUACAAGUUUGAGUAUGGAAAGCCAUUUGAGCUGCGAAAGAUCAUUGUUCAAACCAAAGAAGUUGUCGAGUCGAUGAAAGAGGUUAUGAAGCUGUAUAAUGCAGUCUUCUACGUCAGCUUCAAAACAAGGUGCGGUGCUGUCUGCAAUGGUAUCAUCAGGAGAACAAGGGAUGGGAGGCCUGAGCAUUUAUCCCUUGAAGCCAAGUGUUUCGUCGUGUGA